GAAUCAUUCAGGUUUUCCAGAAUUGUUUGCAUUUUCUACACAUGUACACGGUAACGUCGUAAGUUCAGUGUAAGAAAAAAAUAACACAUUUUAAAAUGCUUUUGCAUUCAUCCUGAUAUUACCGUGGACAAUAGUGCUGCGAAUCCUAAGGGCAUUAACGUUAUCAACGUUAUAUCUCGCAAACCCAUCGUAGAGAACACACAUUUUUUUUACACAAUUCAACCAGCUACCAGCUGGCUUAGCUAACGGGUGAGACUGAGCACAGACGAAUGGACGGAUUCGCCAAAACAUCACUUAGCACCACGUCAGUUGGAGCCCCGGACUUCAGAGGGAAUGAGAGUUCUCUGGUGUCUGCUCUCAAGACUCUCCUGUUCUUCACCAUCCUGAUGGUCACCAUGCCCAUAGGACUCUACUUCGCAUCAAAGGCAUAUAUUUUUGAAGGUUCCCUACAGAUGUCCAGCUCUGACAGUUAUUUCUAUGCUGCCAUCGUAGCGGUGUUGACUGUGCACGUAGUGCUGGCGCUGUUUGUAUACGUGGCUUGGAAUGAGGGCUCCACCAAGGACAAGGGCAAACAUGACUAACUCUGAUCAGGGCCCCAGCCCCUCUUUGCCCUGCUGGUUGCCCAGACGAUGCAAGGCCUAAAGGAUGGAGGCACAGUCAGCUUCCACCCGUUACCCCACCUGGAAUCCUUCCGGCCUAACCUCCCACGCUCUGUCUUAGACAUUUUGCUGGGGGUUUCAGACUGAGUACAUCUGCAGAUGUUUAAAAGACUAAUACACUGGGUGUUGUUGUGAAUGUCUGCAAGCUCAGUUCAUUAUUUUAAUCAGGCUGUGACCUGUGCUGACAGAUCAGUGUCCCUGUGCUGUAGCUUAUCUGUACCGGUUGACCCAAUCAAAGAGGCUGUCAGAAUUCUUGUUCCUUCAGAAUUAGAGCAUGCUCACAUAAGUCAUUUUCUGCCCCCCCUCCCCCUCCCCCAUGGAACCCUAUUCACUUUUUACUGUGGUGUGAUGGGCCCUGGUGAAAAGUGGUGUCUUAUGACAAUGUCAUGUUAACCUCUGCUGGUGGGGUUCAUCUGUCCAACUGAGUAGAGUUGACUGAUUUUAUUUAGUCCUUUUUUUUAUUUAUUUUGUGUGUCUGUAGAUAUUGAGUGCAUUCCAAUUGGCUCCCUUAUUCCCAACAUUGGACCCAGGUUCAAGAGAUGUGCACUAUGUGGGAAAAAAGGGUGCCAUAUGAGAAUUCUUGAUUUUUUUGUUUGGUUUCAAUGUUGUGUAAUGUCUUGUAGUCAGUUGUUAUUGUAUGGAUGUUAUGAUGAAAACCAUUAAACAGAUCAGACCAUCUAUGACCAUA
This is a messenger RNA of Esox lucius (northern pike), 1347 nucleotides long. RefSeq names its product vacuolar ATPase assembly integral membrane protein vma21. Gene Ontology annotation, cellular component: endoplasmic reticulum membrane. The record is from RefSeq and is a predicted model, not a curated record. The coding region runs from base 270 to 581 and encodes 103 amino acids. Gene Ontology annotation, biological process: vacuolar proton-transporting V-type ATPase complex assembly. NCBI's taxonomy places the organism in Eukaryota, Metazoa, Chordata, Actinopteri, Esociformes, Esocidae. The transcript has 4 exons.